AUGGGGGCUGCCAGGUUCUUACAAGCCUUGGCUGCCCGGCCAGAGUGGGUUGGUGCAGAGAUGGCACUGGACCAGCUCAGCCAGAAACUUUCCCCAGAAUCUUUAAACACGAGACUAGAGAGAGCCUGGAACAACCCUUCACUUUUGGGAGGAGAGACAAAGACGCUCCUCCCGCAGGGUGGGCGCGUCCGGGCCCCGGGCCCCGCCCUCCAGCAGGUGACUGGCGGCGAGGCGGGCGGCAGGCGGGGUGAGUUACCUGCGCGGCGUCCAGGCGGGGCGGGGCCGGGGGGCGGGGCCUGCCCGCGGUCCCAGGCUGCAAUUGGCCGGCGCCGCGCCUGUCUCCAUGUGCCGUGCGGCGGAGGCACAACAUUCAAGCCCGGGGGCGGGGCCGGCGCGCGCCGGGAGGAAGCGGCCGCGCGGCAGUUGCGGGGCGUGGGGCGUGGGGGCGGCGGCAGCGGUGGCGGUGGCGGCGGUGGCGGCGGCGGCGGCCCGCGCCGGGACGGGUACGGCGGGCUCCCUUCCAGGCCCAUGGAGGCGGCAGCGGCGGCGGCGGGCGGGGGCUGCGGCUCGGGGCCGCCGCUGCUGCUGAGUGAGGGCGAGCAGCAGUGCUACUCCGAGCUCUUCGCGCGCUGCGCCGGCGCCGCGGGCGGGGGCCAGGGGCCCCUAGAGGCCGCCAGAACUGACCCUGGCGCGGCCACCGCGGCCGCCGGCCCCGUGGCCGACCUGUUCCGGGCGUCGCAGCUGCCCGCCGAGACGCUGCACCAGAUCACAGAACUGUGUGGCGCAAAGCGUGUUGGUUAUUUUGGUCCAACGCAGUUUUAUGUUGCCCUGAAAUUAAUUGCGGCAGCACAGUCUGGCCUUCCUGUGCGGCUAGAGAGUAUUAAAUGUGAAUUGCCUCUGCCUCGCUUUGUGAUGUCAAAGAAUGAUGGUGAAAUACGAUUUGGGAACUCGGUUGAGCUGCAUGGAACUAAGGUUCAGAUUCCAUAUUUAACCACGGAAAAAAAUUCCUUCAAAAGAAUGGACGAUGGGGAUAAACAGCCAGAACCCCAAGCUUCUGGAGGAGUCACUUCUGAACUCUGCUCUGGUUCUUUGAAGCAGGAAGCACAGUCUCCCACGAUGUCACCCCUCGCCUCCCCUCCUUCUUCCCCGCUUCAUUACCAGAGGGUGCCCUUGAGCCAUGGCUACAGCAAACUGCGGAGCGGCGCUGAACAGAUGCAUCCAGCUCCUUAUGAAGCUAGACAGCCUCUUGCGCAGCCUGAGGGACCCUCAUCAGGGGGUCCUGGAGCCAAGCCCCCUCGUCUUCAGGCUUCCCUUAUCCGGUCCUUUUCAGUGGAGAGAGAACCACAGGACAACAUCAGUAAUUACCCAGAUGAACCCUGGAGGAUAACAGAAGAGCAGCGAGAAUAUUAUGUCAAUCAGUUCAGAUCCCUUCAGCCGGACCCAAGUUCCUUCAUUUCAGGUUCUGUGGCUAAGAACUUCUUCACCAAAUCAAAGCUUUCCAUUCCAGAACUCUCCUAUAUAUGGGAACUUAGUGAUGCUGACUGCGAUGGAGCCCUUACCCUGUCUGAAUUCUGUGCUGCGUUUCAUCUCAUUGUGGCCCGGAAGAACGGCUACCCACUGCCCGAGUGCCUACCACCAACUCUGCAGUCAGAGUACCUGCAAGCAGCUUUUCCUAAGCCCAAGUGGGAGUGUACAUUAUUCGAUUCUUAUUCUGAGUCAGUGCCGGCAACCCAGCAACCCCGUGACUUGAAUCGGAUCGAGAAGGCAUCUGUUAAAGACAUGGCUGACUUUCCUGUACCUAUCCAAGAUAUGUCUAUUGAUGACAAACAAGCUUUGAAAAGCACUUUGGAUGAAGCCUUACCGACGGAUGUGUCUGAGGAUCCAGCAACUCCUAAGGAUUCCAACAGUCUCAAAGCAAGACCAAGAUCCAGAUCUUACUCUAGCACCUCCAUAGAAGAGGCCAUGAAAAGGGGUGAGGACCCUCCCACCCCACCACCGCGGCCACAGAAAACCCAUUCCAGAGCCUCCUCCUUGGAUCUGAAUAAAGUCUUCCAGCCCACUGUGCCAGCUUCUAAGUCAGGAUUGUUGUCCCCACCACCUGCACUCCCUCCGAGACCUUGUCCAUCACAGGUAGGAGACAAAUUUGAUUUUUGUAGGCUGUUUGCUAGUAGGGAAGCUGUCCUCACACUGCUUCUUGGGAAGGGUUGGCCUCCGCAGAACUGCUCACUCAGAUUCCCAAGGUGACAUCUAGAUGAAGAAUA
Choloepus didactylus (southern two-toed sloth) is the source of this 2261-nucleotide messenger RNA. Its product is annotated as ralBP1-associated Eps domain-containing protein 2-like. Gene Ontology annotation, molecular function: protein binding; calcium ion binding. The record is from RefSeq and is a predicted model, not a curated record. The coding region runs from base 1 to 2244 and encodes 747 amino acids. The transcript is spliced from 15 exons. Gene Ontology annotation, cellular component: plasma membrane; cytoplasm. Gene Ontology annotation, biological process: endocytosis; endosomal transport. Lineage: Eukaryota; Metazoa; Chordata; Mammalia; Pilosa; Megalonychidae.